GGGAAUUAGUUUCCGAUUUGCUCCCAAAUAGACAACGACGAUGAACAGCCGUGAAGACCUCAAGACGACGCCCGUCGACCCGCGCUUCCCGACGCAGAACCAGACGCAGCACUGCUGGACCCGCUACAACGAGUGGGCGCUCUGCCUGAAGAAGAACGACGACGACGAGGAUGCUUGCAAGCAGACGCGCCAGUACGCCAAGGCCAUCUGCCCCGGCUCGUGGAUGGAGAAGUGGGACACGGAACGCGACGAUGGCAACUUCUCGGGUGUCCAAAAAUAAAUAUACUAGCCACAACGUGAUACCUGACGACGGUCAGUAAGUGAAAUGAAGAAACUCAUUGCCUCGGUUG
This is a messenger RNA of Saprolegnia parasitica CBS 223.65, 350 nucleotides long. RefSeq lists its product as hypothetical. The record is from RefSeq and is a predicted model, not a curated record. Gene Ontology annotation, cellular component: respiratory chain complex IV; mitochondrion. NCBI's taxonomy places the organism in Eukaryota, Oomycota, Saprolegniomycetes, Saprolegniales, Saprolegniaceae. The transcript has 2 exons. The coding region runs from base 41 to 280 and encodes 79 amino acids.